AUGGCACUACUGACUGCUGCUGAGAUUUUUGAAAAAUCUCAUGAUAAAAGAUCAUCAGUAUACCUUACACAGAAAAGAUACACAGAAGCUGACGAAGUCAAUGGUCCAAAAGAUGCACAAAAUGAAAUAUCACAAUUCAGUGAAUCUACUCCUGCCUUAUCAAACUCAAAUAUAACUAGAAGUACCAAAAAUUAUCCAAUUCUUAUAAGAAUAACUGAUGGUAAUAGUGAUAAGUCUAAAAAGGUAAAAAUUUCAACAAAAGUUGAUAAUGAAAAUUUAAGUAAAUUUUGGAAAGAGUAUACCCAAGUUAUUAAAUCUGGUGCUACUGGAUUGAAAAAGAAAGACAAAAGUAAGAAAAGGAAGAAGAGUGCUAAAUAA
Messenger RNA from Hansenula ciferrii, 378 nucleotides. RefSeq names its product RNA-binding signal recognition particle subunit SRP14 (gene SRP14). Gene Ontology annotation, biological process: SRP-dependent cotranslational protein targeting to membrane. Gene Ontology annotation, molecular function: 7S RNA binding; endoplasmic reticulum signal sequence receptor activity. The transcript is spliced from 2 exons. The record is from RefSeq and is a predicted model, not a curated record. The coding region runs from base 1 to 378 and encodes 125 amino acids. Gene Ontology annotation, cellular component: signal recognition particle, endoplasmic reticulum targeting. Lineage: Eukaryota; Fungi; Ascomycota; Saccharomycetes; Phaffomycetales; Wickerhamomycetaceae.